AGAACAUCUAAGAUACUGGGAAGGAGCUUCGAGGUUCAAGAGAUAAUCUGGUUCAAGAUCAGCGCUCUAGAGCCAUGGAUCACAUGUCGUUGAGGAGAAACUCAAAAGUGAAUGCAUCGUACUGCAAGUAUGUCAUGAGCUACUAUGAGUUCAUACCGGCAGGCGACACAGAAGUGUUCAAGCCCUUGGCGGCUGAUCCGGUUCCGAACAAAGGAAUAGGCUACGUCAAGAACAAUCUCCUCUACACCUCAAGGGACAAAACAAAAGUUUACGGGCACGUUGGUGGGUUGUACUUCUACCAUACAGAGGACGUGAUCGAGGAUGUGGUGACAAUUACCUUCUCCGAAGGCUUGGUCCGACCGUGGGGAGGCAGCUCGAUCAGCCUGCGAGGCUCGUGGUUCAUGACUCCAGACGGUCAAGCUGAUCUUGACAAACAGGAACUGGGCAUCGUGGGUGGACAGGGCCAAUUCAGAGGCGCCACGGGUUUUGUCAAGUACGAGAAAGUGCAGAAAGAUCCGCAAACCGUGUUCCAUGUCACUUGCCACAUCUAUGUUCCUGACUUCGUCGGCCGCGAUCACGAAGUUGAGAUCAACCUCAACGAGCUGCUCGAAGCUGAUGCCAAACCAAACGGCUUUCACGGCCAUGGUCACGAUCAGGGUCACGGUCAUGGUCAUAAUCAUGGUCACGGCCAUGAUCGAAGAGAGUAGGGCGACUGCCUGAAGGUCUCAUGGCUGCUGGAAGUCCGAUUCACUUUCAUUCUGCCGUUUCGCGACGAUAAUCUCGCGGUUCUGUGAUGCAGAUACGACAAGCAUGGAGUUGUUUUCCCGGACGAAGUUUGUGAGCUUUAUCAGUCGGUAUAUAAUCUUUUUCAGUAGGAUUAGAUUCUGUUUAGUCGGGCAAGCAUAUGUAGUUCCGGAAGUUAGUAUAGAACUCAUACAAGGCUUGCAUAUCUUCUUAGGCUCAUUUGAUGUCAUCUGCUUCUCCAUAUUUUUGGCUCGAUGCAACAACGCGAGAAACAGAGGUUCAGGGUUUGACGUCUGAACUUACUUUUUGGCUAGAUUUGACAUUGGACGUCUUUUAGUGAUCUUCGAUAAAUUUUUUGAUAACGUACGCCGUUAUCAUGACAUCUGAUCCUUGUGACACAAAUUCUAUUUAAAAAAUUGUGCCUCAAGUCUCGUAGUGAUCAUAAUCUAUCAUGUCCUAUUACAUAUUGUUGUUGAUUACUUAAUCAAAAAAUCUUUCUAAAAUCAAUAAUAUCACGGCUACAGAUAUUUUAUACUCUGUGA
Molecule: messenger RNA, 1286 nt
Organism: Marchantia polymorpha subsp. ruderalis
Lineage: Eukaryota; Viridiplantae; Streptophyta; Marchantiopsida; Marchantiales; Marchantiaceae
Source: the annotation of a GenBank genome assembly